This is a messenger RNA of Candidozyma haemuli, 576 nucleotides long. Its product is annotated as TRAPP complex core subunit. The transcript has 2 exons. Lineage: Eukaryota; Fungi; Ascomycota; Pichiomycetes; Serinales; Metschnikowiaceae. Gene Ontology annotation, biological process: endoplasmic reticulum to Golgi vesicle-mediated transport; intra-Golgi vesicle-mediated transport. The coding region runs from base 1 to 576 and encodes 191 amino acids. The record is from RefSeq and is a predicted model, not a curated record. Gene Ontology annotation, cellular component: cytosol; cis-Golgi network membrane; TRAPP complex.
AUGUCGAAAUCGAAAUACUCCGCCGACAGUAUCUGGAAAAACACCUCAGAGAAGAUCAACACUGAGCUUUUCACACUCACCUACGGUUCCGUGGUGGCCCAGCUCUGUAGAGACUUGAACAACAACUAUGCUGAGGUGAAUCGCCAGCUCGACAGAAUGGGAUACAACAUUGGGCUUCGUCUUAUUGAAGAGUUUUUGGCGAAAACUGGCGCCCAGAGAUGCCUGCUGUUUAAGGAAACUGCUGAGAUGAUCAGCAAGGUUGGGUUUAAGAUGUUCCUUAACAUCACGCCUACAGUGGAGAACUUUGGCGCUGACGGGAAGAGCUUUUCGCUUGUGUUUACGGAGAACCCGCUUGCUGACUUUGUUGAGCUUCCAGUCACACUGGACCCAAAGAUCCAGAAAGAGCUCUGGUACUCCCAGUUGUACUGUGGUGUGUUGAGAGGAGCAUUGCAGAUGGUCCAGCUAGACACGGACGUGUUUUUCGUCAGGGAUGCGUUGAGAGGCGACGACAAGACGGAAUUGAAGGUCAAGUUGAAUAAGAUUCUUAAGGAUGAGGUUCCUGCUGGGGAGGACUAG